This is a messenger RNA of Rhizopus microsporus ATCC 52813, 525 nucleotides long. RefSeq lists its product as uncharacterized. The transcript has a single exon. NCBI's taxonomy places the organism in Eukaryota, Fungi, Mucoromycota, Mucoromycetes, Mucorales, Rhizopodaceae. The record is from RefSeq and is a predicted model, not a curated record. The coding region runs from base 1 to 525 and encodes 174 amino acids.
AUGAAGGCAUGGACGGAAAGUUAUCAAGUGCUUGUUCAGAUGAAAAAUAACCGGUAUCAACAGCUGCUUCAGCAUCAACAGAGGAUUCAAUUGUAUGAACAACACCUAUCGGAGACACAGGCAAAACUAGUACAAGUCAUGGCUCUUGAAUCCCGCGAGAUCGAAAAGUGGAACAGUCUGGUGGAAUCAGAUACGUGGGUCACAGCUGAGGAACACGAACGUAUUCAUAACAAGCUUCAGAACAUCUCCGAAAGACGAAGCAUGUGUAUGGCAUCAAAGGCUCAGCAGCGUCAGGAUAUUAUAGCAGAAGCUCAAAAAGCAAAGACGCAAAUGACACAUAUCCUCGGUAUUGAGAGAGGACUGGUCUCAUUAAAGAAACAAAUGGAACUUUUAGAAAUUAAACCUGUUCAGAAACGACCAUCCCUUCGAAAAAUGAUUGGAUUGGUUUUCGCUUUUACAAAUAUCACUCAUAGGUCAAUCGCGCCUGAUUCUACUCAAAAGCCUAUAGGCGCUUUGUACCAAUAA